Hordeum vulgare subsp. vulgare (domesticated barley) is the source of this 1470-nucleotide messenger RNA. Its product is annotated as serum response factor homolog A-like. The transcript has 2 exons. The record is from RefSeq and is a predicted model, not a curated record. The coding region runs from base 85 to 1260 and encodes 391 amino acids. Gene Ontology annotation, molecular function: RNA polymerase II cis-regulatory region sequence-specific DNA binding; protein dimerization activity; DNA-binding transcription factor activity, RNA polymerase II-specific. Gene Ontology annotation, biological process: regulation of transcription by RNA polymerase II. NCBI's taxonomy places the organism in Eukaryota, Viridiplantae, Streptophyta, Magnoliopsida, Poales, Poaceae.
AAUUAAAAUAGUAAAGAUCUACCUUUUGGUAAAUCCUUGUAGCUUGCAUCUAUAGUAAUAAGUCCUCCUUCUAUCCAUUUGAGUAUGCCGAGGACGGAGAUCCGUUUGGACAUUUGUCGUAUCAAAGACGACAAAAAACGUAGCGUCACAUUCUCCAAGCGGCAUGCUAAUUUGUUCAAAAGUGCCAGUAACCUCUCCGCCCUCACUGGCGUGAGGGUUGCUAUUAUCGUGGAGAAUGAUUCAGGAAAGAUGUAUGCCUUUGGGACACCAGCGGUGCAACCCAUUGUUGAUUCUUUCCUGUCAGGAAAUCCACUUAGUGAGCCUCUCGGCGAUGAGGCGACGAAAGGUAGGAUUAAAUUGCUGCAGAGAAAGGUGGCUAGGUUGGACAUGGAUAAUGCAAUGUUAGAGAGGAGAGAAAACCUCUCCCUCGAGCAUAUCAAGAAUAUCCAAGUUCAAAAUCCAGGUAUCGCAGCAAAUAAUAUCUUCUCCAAGCAAGAAAAUCUUAGCCUUGAAGAUCUCCAAGGGCUCCUCAAUGACCUCAUGAGAGUCAAGGAAGAUAUAAGACGACGUCUACCUCCACUACAACAUGGAGACGAACCUAACACCGGUGGUCCAAACAUGCAAAAAACUCAGUUGCUGCCAAGUGGCCCAUUAGGAGAUCACUUGAAGAUUCUUCAGGUGCCACUACAACCAUCAUCAUCACAAUAUCUUACACCUCAAGUAAUGCCUCCAAUUCAAGUAACAUCAGAAUCACAACACACUAUGGAACCACAUUUUCCUUCGGAGAUGUUCCAGUACCUAUCAUCACCUUCAGCACUGGAGUUCACGCCCCUCCUUCAACCAGUUCCUUGUCAGGUAUCAAAAAUGUUCCACUGCACAUCCCUACUUCAACCGGUUAUUGACCAUUCACAAGAUUUACCUCCACCACUUCACCAACAAGUACAAGACUAUGCAAGUCCUUACACGGCAAUAAAGCCAUCAAAGAACAACACAAUCCCUAGCUCAAUCAUUGAGAACAUUGUGGAUGCCUCCCCACAGUUAUUCGACUCCAGUGGCAAUGAAAAAUCCUUCAACCAAUCAUUUGACUAUGAUAACUCAACAAGUGCUCCUCCAGACCAGGCACAUGAAGUCCUAAGGAUGGAUUCUUAUUUGGGGUAUAAUGCUAACGAUCCUGGGAAAUGUAACAUGAAAUGUGAUGAGUGGGUCAAUAAUGCACCACCACACCCUUUCGAGUGGAACGAUGAUGAUAUUGAUGCUUGACAUGGAGGAAUUAUUUAAAUGUCAGUUAGUGCUUCCAUUUAAAUGCUACAUCAAGGAAAUAAGAUAUUUUAUUUCCAUUAGGUGCUACUAGUCAUCAACUCUUGCAACUGCAGAGGCUAGCUAUUGGCACAUAUGCUUUUUUUAAAUCAAUAGAAUUCUUAUCUGGGCAUGUUUUUUCAAGAAACAUAAUGAAAGAUUAACUUUACAACA